AUGGCACAGCCUCGUAUCUCAGCCUACCUGCCCCCUGAUAUAGAUCCCACCAAAGCUGCCCUGGCGUUUGGGAGGAGGGCCCUUCCCAAGCUGAACGAGGAGUUACAGUCGGCCGAGCUGCUGACGCAGCAGCGGGCACUGAUGGCACUCUGCGAUCUGGUCCAUGAUCCAGAAAAGGUCUACCAGGCAAUAGAAAUAGGAUUCUUGGACAACCUGAAGACUUUGCUGGGCCAUCCUGACAACACCGUCCGGCAAAAAACAACAGAAGUUCUCUAUCUGAUGAGUAUGCACAGUGUCGGCAGGCAGGGGCUGAUACAAAAUGGAGUGAUUUCUGCCCUCACUGGGCUCCUGGAUGAUCCAGUCGAUAUCUGUCGGAAGAACACCCAUCAGAUUUUUGAUAUGAUGGCAAAAUUACCUGAAGGGGCUGCUGGUGUCCUGCAGGCUGCUUUGAUUCCCCCCCUGGUACUGAAACUGCAGACUGAGCUGGAGGAGAUCCUGGAGCUGAUCCUGGACACCCUGUCCAACUGCCUGCGCAUGGAGGUUUCGGAAGCCCUGGCAACUGGUGCCGUCGGUGCCCUGAAGGCCAAGCUCACACACCCCUCAGCAGCCAUCAGGAGCAAAGCAGCUCAGGUGCUGUUAGAAAUCAGUUCUCAUCCAGAGGGAAAACUUCCAGUGUGUGAUGAAGAGGUUAUCCCUGUGCUGGUGAGCCUGCUGGAAGACACAGACCCUGCAGUCCAGGCUAGUGCAGCUGGAGCACUGAUGUUCGCUCUUGUCACUCCUCAGGGGAGAUCCUCAGCCAUGGCAGCUGGAGCCAUCCCACCUCUGCUCAAGUUGGUUGCUGAGGAAACCAGCAGAGCCCGUCUGAACGCGAUCAAAGCCCUCACGCUGCUGGCUGAGCUCCCCGAGGGCCGCGAGACGCUCCUGGAUCACACGGACACCUUUCGGGAGUGCCUGGACGAUCCCCGGGAGGUCGUGGCAAGAGCUGCCCAAAGCGCCAUCCGAGCCAUCGAGUGGAAACCUUUCUGCAGGCGCGAUCUUUUCUAGAGAUCUGUUGCCCUCUGUUGUUGUCUGGCUGUAAGAGGUGCACGAUUAUACGAGAC
Myiozetetes cayanensis is the source of this 1100-nucleotide messenger RNA. RefSeq names its product radial spoke head 14 homolog (gene RSPH14). Gene Ontology annotation, molecular function: protein binding. The record is from RefSeq and is a predicted model, not a curated record. The coding region runs from base 1 to 1044 and encodes 347 amino acids. NCBI's taxonomy places the organism in Eukaryota, Metazoa, Chordata, Aves, Passeriformes, Tyrannidae. The transcript is spliced from 6 exons.